This is a messenger RNA of Triticum aestivum (bread wheat), 1329 nucleotides long. Its product is annotated as pollen-specific leucine-rich repeat extensin-like protein 1. The transcript is spliced from 2 exons. Gene Ontology annotation, biological process: cellular response to heat. Lineage: Eukaryota; Viridiplantae; Streptophyta; Magnoliopsida; Poales; Poaceae. The coding region runs from base 112 to 1074 and encodes 320 amino acids. The record is from RefSeq and is a predicted model, not a curated record.
GGCAAAAGGCGACCGGCAUCACUCUCCACCACCACCACCAUCACCGCAAGCAUCCGUUCGUUCAUCGGGUUUGUUGUUUGGGAGGUCGAGAAGGAGGUGCCGGCAGCAGCCAUGGACCGGGCCAUCAACCGCACCUACGAGGAGUACACCCCCGUCGUCGAGUGGAGCCACUCCGCCGACGCCAGCUUCGUCAAGAUCAUCGUCCCAGGGUUCAAGAGGGAGGAGAUCAGGGUGCUGGUGGACAACCACGGCCACCUGCGCACGCGCGGCGAGCGGCCGGUGGAGGGCGGCAGGUGGAGCCGCUUCCAGAAGGACCUGCAGCUCCCCUCCGACUGCAACGUCGACGGCAUCCGCGCCAAGUUCGAGAACGAGGCGCUCACCAUCACGCUCCCCAAGAAGCACCCUUCGCCCCCGCAGCAGCAGGCCGCGCCGGUGGCCCCGGUGAUGCCGAUGCCGGCGCCCGCGCCGGCGACCCCCAAGCCCGAGCCCAGGAGGCCCUACGCGGCGCCGUCCCAGAAGCCGCCGCCGGCGCUCCCCGAGCCCGCCAGGCCGGCCGCCACGGCGCCGCCCCCCGUCGUCCCUUCCCAGAAUCCCUUCGCUGACCGCAGGCCCUCGCUGGCCCGGAAGCCAGCGGACAUUCCCGCGCCGGUAAGGCCCGCGCCACCCGUGCCGGAGCCGGAGUCCCCGAAGAGGCACAACGGAGCCGCUGCCACCGCGAGGCCCGAGCUGCCCGCCUUCCCGAAGCCGACGGGGGAGUGGGUGAGGGAGGAGGCCAAGAAGCCGCAAGAGGAGGCCAUGGCGGCCGAGGAGGAGGAGAAGCGGAGGAUGGAGAGGGAGGCGAGAGGGAAGAUGGAGGAGGACAGGAAGAUGGCGGAGGCGGACAAGGAGACGGAGAGGAUGAUGGACAUGGCGCGGCGGAGGAGGGCCGCGCCCGCCAACCGCGGGCUGCUGCUGAACGUGGCCGUGGCGGCGCUGGUGCUCGUCGGGAUCACGGUGUACGUGUGGCGCAACCUCAGCGCCGCUGCCUCCGGCGGCGGGGAUGCCGGAGCGGGGAGCUACGGCGACGAGAUGUGAACUGUGAUCGAUCGGGCAGCAGGUGCCAGGUGGUGCGAAGUAUCUGAAGCGUGAGAGUGAGUGAAAGUUCAUACGUGUGGGAAGGUGGUCGCGAAUGGAGGCUCUGAAGAAAAAUGGAAGUAUAUAUUCCCGCGAAAAAAAUGCAAGUAUAUAUGUGUGUGUAUCGUGGUUUGUUACAGAUUACAGAGACAUGGUUGGUUGAUCAAACUUGAUGAAAUAAAAUGUUAUGCACAAGCCUUUAACUUUCUAGUAUAA